AUGUCAUUUCUUACCAAGAACCGAAGAACAAGCCCUCAAGAUGCUCGCGACGACGACGAGUUCCCCGCUGCCCAACUGGGCCUUCUAGCGCUCGUACGAGUUGCAGAGCCUAUUGCUCUCACAUCAAUCCUUCCAUACGCCUGGAAACUCGUUUCCAACUUUCACAUCGGUACCGAAACCAAUGCACCCUUCUUCGCCGGUUUGCUCAUCUCUGCCUUCUCGCUGGCCGAGGCUUGCUCAGGCAUGUACUGGGGCGGGACAAUGUCCUCUCUGCUACUUGUUGGCUUUGCUCCUAACUUCUGGGUCGCACUCGCGGGCAGAAUCAUUGGCGGCGCGCUUAAUGGCAACAUAGGCGUUAUCCAGACCAUGGUAGGAGAACUAGUCAAACGACCUGAACACGAGCCCAAGGCAUAUGCAGUGAUGCCUUUUGUCUGGAGCAUUGGUACCAUCAUAGGUCCUUCGAUCGGUGGAUACUUUGCUGAGCCCGCUCUCAAUUUUCCCUCUGUCUUUAGUCCUACAGGUCUAUUUGCUAAGUUUCCUUAUCUACUACCAAACCUCAUCUGCGCUUCCUUGCUACUCCUAUCGAUCUUGAUGGCAUAUUUUCUCCUAGAAGAGACGCAUCCGGACAAGCAACCGCGAGGCUACUUGGAGCCAUACGAUGCAACCGUUGCAGAGACACCGCUUCUACCAGCCCAAGGUGCAACAGCUGAUUCCGCAGCAAACCUGACGGCCGAUUCGUAUGGAACCUUCAACUCAGUCGAAGUCGAGCGCAGUGAAAUCUGGCGCGUGCGAUCUAACGGGGACUGGGUGGAAUCCCCAGCAAGCGAAAAGGUUUUUACGCGACCAGUCGUCAUGUUUGUCGUGGCAUUGGGCAUCUUCACAUAUCAUUCUGUACGUCUGGUUACUGCUCCGGAAAAGGAAUGGUGGCUAAUUUUCACUCAGAUGACAUACGACCACUUACUUCCCAUCUUCCUCCAAGACAAACGCGCAGACAAUGACAUGAACGCACUCGAACUCUCGUCCUCCUCUCUGGGUGGUGGCCUGGGAAUUCCAAUCCAAAACGUCGGUGUUAUCCUAUCCCUCAACGGCAUCAUACAGCUCGUAAUCCAAGCUUUCGUCUUCCCGUUGUUGGCUGAUUGCUUCGGCAUAUGGAAACUGCUAUGCAUGGUCACAUUGGCGCAUCCGAUCGCAUACUUCAUCGUGCCGUUCCUGCAGCUUUUGCCUGAGAACUUGCUCUACUCCGGCCUCUUCGCCUGUCUCACUGUGCGAAACUUGACAUCGAUCCUGGCAUUUCCCCUACUUCUCAUCAUGAUCAAAGAAGCUACUCCUGACAAGUCACAUCUCGGCAAGAUCAAUGGGCUGGCCGCUUCUACGGGUGCUGCUUGUCGUACAGUCGCCAGUCCUAUCGCAGGCCUGCUUUAUGGCCUUUCUAUUGAGCUCCAUUUCACCCCGUUGGCGUGGUGGGCCUCUGCGUUUGUUGCCAUAUGCGGAGCUCUUCAGGUGCCUUUCUUGAACCGCGCAGCCCACGAGUGCAAUGCCCGAGUUCGCACUGCUGCUCGAUGCUGCCUUUCAAAGGAACGUCACCGGAACGAAGUCGUACACAUUGUGGUUGAAGACGAGGAGUCAUAAGACGACGCAGUGCAUCAAGUGGCGUCAGAUGAUACAUGAUUAAUUCUUCCUAGAUGGCUCUUCGCCUACACUGGGCCUCCGAAUGGGAGCGGUUUCAUGGCGUCCUGGGAGCAUUCAAAAUGAUACCUCGACCACAGGGGCGUAGGCAUUCGGCAUUUGUCUUUUGGCGUUUCUUGCAUUU
Messenger RNA from Pyrenophora tritici-repentis Pt-1C-BFP, 1810 nucleotides. Lineage: Eukaryota; Fungi; Ascomycota; Dothideomycetes; Pleosporales; Pleosporaceae. The record is from RefSeq and is a predicted model, not a curated record.